Messenger RNA from Plasmodium adleri (nom. inval.), 2010 nucleotides. Its product is annotated as conserved Plasmodium protein, unknown function. The transcript is spliced from 3 exons. NCBI's taxonomy places the organism in Eukaryota, Apicomplexa, Aconoidasida, Haemosporida, Plasmodiidae. The record is from RefSeq and is a predicted model, not a curated record. Bases 1 to 2010 code for a protein of 669 amino acids.
AUGAUUCAACGAAAAAAUGAUGAGAAAAAAAUAAAAAUUUUAGAUACCUUUUGUGUGUCAAGUGAUGUUCAUUUGAAGUCGAUUCUCGAACACAAUAAUAUAAAGGUUGAGAGUUAUAAAAGAAACAUUAAUAUGGAAGAUGUAACCGAUCUAAGGAGCCUCGAUUCUUUACUUUUAAAUAAUUUUUAUUUGUUAUAUGUAUAUUUAAAAGACAUAUGCUAUAUUUUCUUUCAUUAUGUUUUAUCAUUGAAAAGAAAGGGUGAGGAGGAUGAUCGUUAUUGUCUCUUUGAAUAUGAAAAAUAUGUGGAUACAUUAAUAAAAAAUGAAAAGGUAAAAAAUAAUUUUUUAUAUAACACUAGAAUAGAUAAUAUGGAUUUUUUUUUAAAAGGUUUAAGAAGAUAUCUUAAUGAUAUAAAUGACAAUAGAACGGAUGAGAAGAAUAUUUCUCAUUGUAGUAAGAUAUUAGAGGAUAUUCAUAAUAAUAAAAAGAAGGAAUGUUAUAUUCCAGAAGAUAUUUAUAAUAAUUUUAUUGACAAAAGAAAGGAAGAAGAUUAUUAUAAAUUAAAUAAUUCAAAUGAAGAAGAAAAAAAUAAGAAAAAUUAUUGUGUUAACAAUAAAAUGCAAAAUAUGGAAUAUAUAAAAGAAGAUAUAUUUGAAAAUAUAAAUUAUACUAAUGAUUUUCUUUUAUAUAUAUAUAAAGAAAAGGAAAAAAUAGAAAUGUAUAAUAUAGAUAAGGAUAUAAAUGACAGAAUUAAAAAAGAUAAUAUAUUCGAUAAACUAAUACAAAUAAAUAAUAAUUUGUCCAUAUAUAAAUUAUCAUAUAUAUAUUUUAAUGAUAAAUUAAAAAGAAUAAGAUUAGACACCUUCUUUCAUUUAAUCAUAGAAAAAAAAAAAAAAAAUUUUGAUAUACAGAAAAGUCUAAAAAAUGACAACAUGAAUAUAAAUUAUAGACUACGAAAAAAUGAAGAAAAUAUAAAAAAUAAAGAACAAAUUAUUAAUAUGAAUGAGCAAUUAUUUUUAUUAUAUGUAUCUCAUUUUAAAUAUUAUAUUUUUUCUUUCUUCUUAUAUUCUUAUGUAAAAUAUAUUAACCCAUCCCAUUAUAAUAAUAAUAAUAAUAAUAAUGUAAAAGAAAAUAAUAAAAAGGGGAAUCAAGUGAAUAAUAUUUAUAAAAAUUAUAAAAAAAUGUCAAGUAUGCAAGAAGACAAAUCCUUAUUUCUUUAUAAUGAUGAUGAUAACUUAAAAAAUUUAGAAAGCGUAACUAGUUACAUCUUAUGUUUUAUUAAUGAUAUAUUAUAUAAAAUAAAUAUUAUCUUAUCACAAGAUAAAUGGGAUAAAAAAAAUAUAUAUGAGACUAUAAAUCAUAUAUUAAAAAAUAAACUAUCUUUUAAAUAUAUUAAUGUUGAGAAUCUAGACUUGUUAAUUUCAUGUAUCUUAUUAUUAAACAUAUAUAAACAGGAUACAUUUCAAACGUAUUACAACUUUAAUAAUAUAUAUUCGGAUUUUUUUUCGGUAUUUAAAAAAUAUAAUGUCUCAUUGCAACUAUCUAAAAAAUUGAAGUGCAAGAACUACUUUUCUUUUUUUGAGGGCCUUGAAAAGCUGAAUAUAUUAGAAAAGUGUGCUGUUUUUAUACACCUAAAAUAUAUAAGAAUAGAAUAUAUUUAUAGUAUUUUAUACUCAGCUAACAACCGAAAUAAAUUUAGCGUGAAUAUAAAAUUAAUAGAUGAAUGUUUAAAAAUAUAUAAUUUACAAAGAACCAAAUAUUUCUUACAAUGUUUACAAAUAAUAAUAGAUAAUGAAAAAAUCUUUUUUAAUAUGUGUAAUAAAGUUUAUACACAAAAAGAAGACAGAUGUUUUCUCUUAGAUAAUAAAGAAAAAUGUAUGCAACACUUUUUUAAUGUAUAUGAGGAUACCAUAUAUGAUUAUAUAUAUAUUUUUUUUCAAGAAAAAAAUUAUAAUAUAAAAAAAUGUUAUAAAAAAUAUGAUAUACCUAAUAUGAUAUUUUUUUUUUAA